AAUCCGAACUCUUUUUUCUCUCCAUACAUCCUAUCGUCAUCGACGUGACGAUUUGUUGAUGGCCGCGUCGCAGUCGAUUUCAAAACAUCGGUAUUUUUAUCGCUAAUUCAACCACGCAAACUACACUUGAAGCCCAGACUCUACGAUCCAAGGGUCUGUCGUGACCCCUCAAGCUACCUGAAGCUCGCCCCUGGUCGUGUCCAGCAUGGGCAAGUGCUGCAUCCCGGGCUGCCGUAACUCCCGCGAGCGGAUCCCGGGUCUCACCUUCCACCAGAUUCCGUCUGGCGAGCCGUGGCGAGCGCUCUGGCUCGACGUCUUGGGGAAGCAGGGGGUCCAACUCUUCACCGAAUGGACCCUGGUCUGUGGGGAACACUUCACGCACGAGGACUACAAGAUGACGGCCCGCAAGAACUUCCUCCUGCCGUCCGCCAUCCCGUCCGUCUUCAAAGAGACGACGUCGUCCUACGUCCCUAAGAAGCGCGGGCGUAAGCCCAAGUCUCAGCAGGCGGCCGUGUUCCGGUCCCUAGUCGCCGAGGACGUGGACGUUCCAGACGACGACGAUGACGCGAGUGGCGCCGCCAACCCGCGUAGGACGGGCCGACAGCGGAGGCAGAAGGUCUACACCGAUAUGGUGGUCUAUAUGCCCAAGACGCCUGGCGAAUCGGUUCAAGGCAUAGAAGGCAGUGGUGGCGGAGCCGACGACGGCAACCUCGGUGAGACAAUCUCUUUCACGUUACAUCAGCCGCCGCAAGAUGACGGAGAAGUCGACGGAGAUCCCGAGUACGUCGCGUCGGACGAAGACGACGACGACGGCGAGGAAUCGGACAAACCGGCGUCUAGCGAUCCCGCGCCGGGGUCGCAGCCACCGAAGAACUUAAACGUGAUCGUGUUUUCGAACCAGCCGCGGCGGCCUACCAGGCCGGGAGGUGGCAGUGAAGCGUCUGUAACUGACUCGGAGCCUAGGCCUAAACGGAGGUGCUGCCAGAUCCAGACGCAGCGCCUGCUCUUCUACAAGAGCGUUAUCGUCAAGCUGAGAAAGAGGGUGCUGGCUCUGGAGGCAAGCCUCCAGGAGAAAGAGAAGGAACUGGCGGACUUGAGGUUCUGAGCGUCCCACCGUGUUUCAAGAGAAGCAGACGUGAGUUGGAGCUGGUACUCUCAGCAUUUAGUGUGACCACAUAAAAGUGUCCUCGGACAAUCUUUGCAGUGAUGAGUCCAGUAACUUGGUAUGCUAGUGGUUGCAGACCCUUACUCUCAAUCUGCUCUUGAAGGUGGUGGGAGCUAUCGCCGGGGUGUUUGGUGGAAGCAGAUUGUAUGCUUCUGGAGAAUCGUCUCUACACCAAAUGCUAUUUCUCAACGGCUUUGCCAUCAGCCCGUAGGAGCUUACACAAUGCAUUGCUGUGGUGUAUAGUGCCACCUUCAGCAAUGCUGGAUUUGCAGAAAUCGUUUUGCAGCAGAUGACAUGUGAUACCUUUAUUUUAAUCCAUUGUCUUUUAUGAUCUCAAGGCGUCUUACGAUCUUGGGGAGAAACACCACUUUUGUUUCUCUUUGUGUAUGACAUGCUGUUAAGCUGGAAACCUAGAUAGGGAGCUAUCUGCAAGAACACUAUUUCCAUCUGAUGCAGACCUUGUUAUACUAUUAGAAAAAAAAGGGCGGUCAACAUUUUUCUGGGAAAGACCGAUUUCACCAAAUGGUCGACGCAUGCGUGAUGCCCUAUAAUUGCCCGCAGGAGGCAGGUAGGAGAGCAUGCGCAAGCGCAGAACAACAGCAAGGUUGUCGCGCCGUGCAGAAAUGUUGCGGCAGUGGCAGUCUAAUCUAAGUGACUGGUGAGACCAGUUCAAUCAUUCGCAUAGGUUAUUGUCAAACAGAAAUCUUAACCACUGAGACUGAUACCACACAUGAGCAAAUUUCACUUUAAUGGCAGUUUCAACAGCUGCCAUUUAGUUGUGGGAGACGAAGACAUGCAAAUUUGAUGGUUGCUUGUUCAAGCUAGCUGUGUCAUGCUCUAUGCAGGAUUGUGUUGAAGCCAGUUUUGUGUUACCAAGGAUGUCUGGUGCAGCCCAUAAAUUUAGGGUUUCCUGUUUUUGUUUUCAUUCACCUGUAUAUGCAAAGGAGCCAUAGAACUCUGCUCAAGUUAGCCUCAUUGCCAGGUCCGACAUCAGAGUGCAGUGCAGCUACGGUCAUGACAUACGCCAAGUGACAUCAUGCUCAUGCAGAAGUGUUCACGGUUUGCUCUACGCGUGAAGUGGUGGAUAAAAGUACACCUGCACACGCAUGUGUAAUUUAAUUACUAGCUGUGUCUCCACGGAUACUGUUAUGUUAAGAUGUGGGAAUAUUCCUGCAGACUUUCACAUGCUGCUCCAGCUUCUGCCUGUAAAUUCACUGCACAUGCAGAGAUUUAGCAUGCAUUAAAGAUUUUAACACCCAGACC
Ixodes scapularis (black-legged tick) is the source of this 2428-nucleotide messenger RNA. RefSeq lists its product as uncharacterized. Lineage: Eukaryota; Metazoa; Arthropoda; Arachnida; Ixodida; Ixodidae. The transcript has a single exon. The record is from RefSeq and is a predicted model, not a curated record. Gene Ontology annotation, molecular function: sequence-specific DNA binding. Bases 206 to 1105 code for a protein of 299 amino acids.